GAAUUUUUUAAACUCAUUAUCAAAAUGCCAAUUAACUUAAUAACCAUAGUAGAAAAAAUAGGGAUCAAUGUUAAUAAUUUGAUCGAAAACGUUUUCGGCUUUCUCGCCAUAAUCAGUCAAAUUACAACCUGAUAAUCAACUUUAUAAUCACUCAAAUGAGGAUUUUUCCAGGUACUUCAAAUGGAUGCGCAAGCUCUACAACAACUUAGAAAGCAUAUGAAAGAAUUGGCCACUAAACGCGAAGUAUUAAUCGCCAAAUUGGAGAGAAAAUAUGGUUCCAAUGAAUGUGAAAUGGAACAAGUAUUGGAUUGGGAUGACGAGGAUGACGGAAGCAAUGACCAAGAAGCAGUGUGUCAUCAGAGUGAUAAGGAGAAUUGUGCUCCUGAAGAGGAAGAAACUGAAGAUGCAGAAGAUUGUGAAAUGAGUGCCCAAGAAGUUGAAAUGGACGAGACUGUUCUAAAAAUUCAUAACGAGACGCUGAAAAAAUCCGGAGCAGCGGCACUUGAGAAAACAUUGAAUCAAACGUCAAAUAUGAACGAGUCAGUGGCAUGUUACUUAGGCCAUCUUUCACGAACUGCAAAAGCGCUCUUUGUUGAUGCUUCUAUGGCUUCGAACAUUUCUUCUGAAGAUAUGGAACAAAAAAUCGCAGAUAUCCACGAGACGGUUGAUAACAACUUGAACGAUUUUGUUCAAGUGGCAGUUGAAACUGAACUUGAACUUGAAGAAACUCGACUGCAGAAUUUGGCCGAGGAUGAUGAAGCUGACGUGAGGCGAUCUUCAAGAAAAAAGUAUCCACGGGGUUUCAAUCUUAACCGGGCUGUUGAUGAUCUUAAAAUAAGAGAGGAGGAAACAAAAAGAGAGAAAAAGCUGAUUGACGCUGAAUAAACUUGAUUUGAAAACAUUUUCCUUUUGCGUUUGUUGAAAUUAUUGAUUUUCUUGAAUUAUGAAAUGUUGAAUUAUUUAAAUCAUCUUGAAGAGCGUACAUAUGAUUUUUUUUGUGUACAAAGAGUAGUUUGUGUUGGUCGACUGCUAAUUUAUUUUUCGCCAUAA
Messenger RNA from Symsagittifera roscoffensis, 1050 nucleotides. RefSeq lists its product as uncharacterized. Bases 181 to 885 code for a protein of 234 amino acids. The transcript is spliced from 3 exons. Lineage: Eukaryota; Metazoa; Xenacoelomorpha; Acoela; Convolutidae. The record is from RefSeq and is a predicted model, not a curated record.